Molecule: messenger RNA, 1523 nt
Organism: Cylicocyclus nassatus
Lineage: Eukaryota; Metazoa; Nematoda; Chromadorea; Rhabditida; Strongylidae
Source: the annotation of a GenBank genome assembly
GCUGGGCGCUGUUCUCGUCCGAGCACCCUCCUCAGCGAUGAGCGUUUCUAAAGCGACAGCGGGUGCGCUGUGCCUUUCCACGUUCACCUUACUGAUCUCGCUCUAUGCCAUCUACAACAUCUACACGGAUGUGCGAGGCAUCUGGAUGCAGCUUGACGAGCAAAUGGUCGAAUUCAAAAUUCAAACCGAUGACAUCUGGACGCAAAUGCUUGGACUUGGUGCAGCUACACCAUCCACUCGUCAACGGCGUCAAGGCAAAGAACAGUACGGUGCUUAUGAAGCACAAGGAGUAAACGCUGGACCAGUUUGCGCUUGCUUCACAAAUCAAGCAGCAGCCUCUAGACGUUACGGUGCCGGUGGCAGAGGAGGAAGCGGUGGUACUGGAGGAACUGGAGGUACUGGAGGUACCGGAGGUACUGGAGGUACUGGAACUGGUGGCACUGGAGGCCCAGGCGGUGGUCCCGGUGGUUCUGGUGGUACUGGUUGUGCAAACGGAGGAAGUGGUGAAAACGGUGAAGACUGCGAAAACGGUGGAAGCGCAUCUGGACCUCCAUUCACCGAACGUACAAGCGGCGGUUGGGGAGGCACCGGAGGCAACGGAGGUAGCGGAAGCAGCGGAGGUAGCGGAAGCAGCGGAGGUAGCGGAGGUAGCGGAGGUAGCGGAGGCACCAGAUACAACGAAGACUAUUACCUCGACGAAUUUGACACUGGUGGUUGCCCACGUGGGCCAGCAGGACCAGAAGGUGCACCAGGUCCCGACGGUGUUCCAGGACACGACGGCAUAGAUGGUUACGAUGGCGAAGACGCCGAGGACUGGCAGAACACGGGAUUCGUUGGGUGCAUCAUCUGUCCUACGGGCAAGCAAGGCGCGCCGGGGGAACGCGGCAAACCGGGCAUCCGCGGUAUGCGCGGCCCGAGAGGUACGCCGGGAAUGCCCGGCAACGACGGUUACCCGGGAAGUCCGGGCGAAAUGGGACCGCCAGGCCCGCCAGGCCCCGAUGGCAAGCCCGGAGCCAAUGGAGAAAAGGGACAAGAUGCCGAGCAAAUUAUCUCCCGCAAAGGACCACGUGGACCAUCAGGAGAAAGCGGAGAACCCGGUCCUGCAGGCGAGCCUGGAAAGGAGGGUGGUGUCGGCCAACCUGGCCCGCCAGGCCCGAAUGGCACGCCCGGAUUUCAAGGGCCGGGUGGGCGUCCGGGCGAGGAAGGAGCGCAAGGACAAGGAGGAAACGUGGGAGCCGACGCUGCAUACUGCCCCUGCCCCGCGAGAGACGCGAGGAAGCACCACCAAGGGGUCGCAGCGCCAGCUGCUCAUGGAUCGUCAGCACCCGCGCCCCAGUAUUCUGCAGGGAGCGGAGUCUAUACCGGAGGGGUUGGACAUGCCAUUUCCAGCUAUGGACGAUGAUGAUGGGCAUGAUCCAUUUCCUGGUUGCAUUAGUUGCGCCAUCAUUUAAUCGCAGAUUAUCCACUCAAAAAGCAAUGUGAUUUUGUUCGUGUGUCGUGAUCGUGAUCAAUAAAUAUGCAGC